This is a messenger RNA of Neoarius graeffei (lesser salmon catfish), 7867 nucleotides long. It is a transcript of the gene tanc2b, whose product is annotated as tetratricopeptide repeat, ankyrin repeat and coiled-coil containing 2b. Gene Ontology annotation, cellular component: dendritic spine. The coding region runs from base 306 to 6773 and encodes 2155 amino acids. The record is from RefSeq and is a predicted model, not a curated record. Gene Ontology annotation, molecular function: protein binding. The transcript has 28 exons. Gene Ontology annotation, biological process: regulation of dendritic spine morphogenesis. Lineage: Eukaryota; Metazoa; Chordata; Actinopteri; Siluriformes; Ariidae.
UUCAAGCGCACAGACCAAACGUUUUAGACUCACUGGAGUAGAAAGAUCUGGUGAUAAAUCGGUGUAGGGUUUGUGCAGAUGUAGGGUUAGUGUAUCCAGAACUGAAAACGACGAGGAACAUCAUAAAUACAGUAAAGAAGACGUGAGAAGGACCGGUGCACGGAGGACGAAUAGGAAGUAAAAAAAAAAAAAAUAGCACAAGAAAGUUUAUUGCCGAUGUAUGAUGCAUGGAGAGAGUGGGUGGAUGAGUUAGACUGAGCCCACAAUACACAGUGUUUGACGAGAUCUUACUAACCACCGGGAUCAUGUUUAGGAACAGCCUGAAGAUGCUCUUGGGGGGAAAAGCCAACCGGAAGAGUCGUAACAGCAGUGAUGGAAGAAGUGAGGAAGUCAGCGACCUACGGAGUGCCAGCUUAGACCCUCAUCACGGUUUUGCCGGCCAAGGUAGCAGUAUAGACAGUGAGUGUGCCUUUGAGGGAGACUACGACGUGCCUCCUUUUUCCAUGGCUGAAGGACUGCAGCACAUGCGGAUCAUGGAGGGGGUAUCUCGCUCCCUCCCUUCCUCUCCACUUCUCACUCAUCAGACAUUCAAUGUGCGCUUACAGCCAGUGAAGAAGAUCAGCACCGGUUCAGCCACAGCCCCUCUACGGAAGCUUAAGUUUGUGGAGAGCCCUCGCAUACCUGAGUUUGACCUUGGCUCCCCUACACACAUCGCUUCCGCAGCACAGAAUCCCAACCUGGACACACACUCACCUGGGGAAGUAGGUGAGGAGCUUGGCCCCCCUCCUUCAGUGGAUGAGGCUGCCAACACGUUGAUGACUCGCCUUGGCUUCCUGCUCGGAGACAAAAUGAGCGAGGGCCCUCCGGAGCUGCACUACAGCAUGGAGGAGGCUGAGGACACGCAGGGUGUGGGGGUGAGCGGCAGGAUGAGUCCGUGCUCCACUCUGACCAGCAGCACAGCAUCUCCUCCAGCCUGCAGUCCCUGCUCCACUCUCCCUGCUGGAGCUCCAGAACACGCCGUCAGCAGCCCCACCUCCACGCUGGAAAGCAGAGACAGUGGCAUCAUUGCCACCCUGACAAGUUACUCAGAGCCUGCGGAUCGCAGUGCCAAGCAUGGAGAGGGCACUCGUGCCAGCAGCCUCAAACUUUGGCACUCGCAGCGUGCCACACUCGACUCUGGCCUCUACCGCCUUGACGAAAACAUGGCUGCCUCCACCCACAGCCUCAACAAGAUUCCUGAGCCCAGCUCUACCCACCAUUCCUGUCAUCCCACCCCUCUGUACCUCAUGCCACGCCCUAACUCUGUGGCAGCCACCAGUUCGGCUCACCUGGAGGAUUUGGCCUAUCUGGAUGAACAAAGACAUGCUCCACUCCGGACUUCACUGCGCAUGGCGCGCCAAAACAGCAUGGCCGCCGGACGCUCUGGCCAGGAUCUGAGAGUGCGCUUCGCUCCAUACAGGCUCCAGGACAUAGCGUUGAAACCGUUGCUCUUCGAGGUUCCCAGUAUCACGGUGGACUCUGUGUUUACGGGGCGGGAGUGGCUUUUCCAAGAAAUUGAUGCUCAGUUGAGCAGUACGAACCGUGCUACCAACCGAGGCGUGGUGCUUGUUGGCAACAUUGGCUUUGGCAAGACGGCCAUAAUCUCCCGCCUAGUGGCUCUCAGCUGCCACGGCAACCGCAUGAGGCAGAUUGCUUCAGACAGUCCUCAGGCUUCACCCAAACAUGGAGAUGGACUCCCUCUUACACAGCCUCAGCCUUCCCAUGGAACAUUGGGAAGUGGCAGCUGCCCAGGAACUCCAGAGAUGAGGCGAAGACAGGAGGAGGUUAUGAGAAGACUUGCAUCUCAGGUGGUAGCGUAUCACUAUUGUCAGGCUGACAAUGCCUACACUUGCCUGGUGCCAGAGUUCGUGCACAACGUGGCAGCACUGCUGUGCCGCUCACCACAGCUUAACACCUACAGAGAGCUGCUACUGAGGGAACCACACAUUCAGAGCACGCUCAGUCUGCGCUCCUGCGUCCAGGAUCCACUCAGCGCUUUCACACGAGGAGUCCUUGAGCCACUGGAUGCACUUUAUAAAGAGAGGAAAAUGACAGUUGAUGAAGACUUCAUCAUUCUUAUAGAUGGUCUUAAUGAAGCAGAGUUCCACAAGCCUGAUUAUGGUGACACAAUUGUCUCUUUCCUUUGUAAGACCAUCGACAGGUUCCCAGCCUGGCUCAAGCUAGUGGUGACUGUUCGAACCUCAUUGCAGGAUAUCACAAAACCGUUGCCGUUCCACCGUAUCUCUCUGGAUGCCCUGGAGGAGAAUGAUGCCAUUGACCGGGAUCUGCAAGCCUAUGUGCUGCAGCGUGUGCAUGGCAGUGCUGAAAUCCAGAGCAACAUCUCACUCAAUGGUAAGAUGGAUGGCGCUGGCUUUGCCAAACUCAGCUCACACCUGAAGGCCCUCAGUCGUGGCUCAUUCCUCUACCUGAAGCUGACCUUUGACCUGAUUGAGCGUGGCUACCUGGUGUUGAAGAGCUCCGGCUACAAGGUGGUGCCUGUGAGCCUGGCUGAAGUUUACCUGCUGCAGCUGAAUAUGCGCUUUCCCACGCAGUCGUCAUUCGAGCGAGCACUGCCCCUGCUUAAUGUGGCACUGGCGUCGCUGCACCCACUCACCGAUGAACAGAUCUACCAGGCGGUCAAUGCUGGCUCCCUCAGGGCCACGCUCGACUGGGAUGAUUUCCGCCAGAGAAUGGAGCAGCUGGGUGUCUUCUUGGUCAAGAGGCGUGAUGGCACACGUAUGUUCGUGCACCCAUCUUUCCGCGAAUGGCUUAUCUGGAGGGAGGAAGGGGAGAAGACUAAGUUCCUUUGCGAUCCUAGGAAUGGACACACACUGCUGGCUUUCUGGUUCUCCAGACAGGCAAACAAACUCAACAGACAGCAGACUAUAGAGCUAGGACAUCAUAUACUCAAAGCACAUAUAUUUAAGGGCCUGAGUAAGAAGGUGGGGGUCUCCUCGUCCAUUUUGCAGGGGCUGUGGGUGUCUUACAGCACUGAGAGUUUAUCCACUGCUUUAUCUUCCCUGAGAAACCUGUACACCCCUAACAUUAAGGUGUCUCGUCUGCUGAUGAUGGGAGGGGCAAACGUUAAUUACCGGACAGAGGUGUUGAACAAUGCACCAGUGCUGUGUGUGCAUGCUCACUUGGGCUACAUGGACAUGGUGAACCUGCUACUAGAGUUUGGGGCCAACAUGGACUCAGCAUCAGAGAGUGGCAUGACAGCACUGAGCUAUGCUGCCACCGCGGGACACCUGAGCAUCGUCACUGCCCUCUGCAAGAGAAGGGCUAAGCUUGACCAGCUGGACAGGAACGGCCAGUGUGCUCUGGUACAUGCAGCUCUAAGGGGCCACAUGGAGGUGGUGAAGUUUCUGCUACACAGCGACUGGGGAGGUGAGGGAGCAAAGACCACACAGCUUCACACUCCCUCUCCCACCAAACCAUGUGACUCCCCACAGCUGUCCAGCCCAGAGCAGCAGGAGAAAGAGCAGGAGAAAGAGGGAGAGGAGACACCACAGGAGAAGGAGAGAGAGACAGAGCUCCCUGCUGAGAAGAAGGACACCAAGGAGGAUUUGGAGAAAAAACACCAGGAAGCUCAGCCUCAACAGCAGCAUGAAGCCUUCAGGAAGAGUCAUGCAAUACAGCAGGCUCUGGUAGCAGCAGCUAGUAUGGGGCAUAUAGAGAUUGUGUCCUACCUGCUGGAUCUUCCCGAGAAAGAAAAAGAGGCUACAGAGUAUGCUCAGAUGAACAGCUAUGACACUCUGUGGGGGGAAACAGCACUGACUGCAGCAGCGGGACGGGGAAAGCUAGAUGUUUGCCGGAUGCUGCUGGAGCAAGGCUGUGCAGUAUCUCAGCCAAACCGCAGAGGUGUCGUGCCUCUCUUUAGCUCUGUGAGCCAAGGACAUUGGCAGAUUGUGGACUUGUUGCUGACUCAUGGAGCAGACAUAAACAUGGUAGAUAAACAGGGCCGAACUCCCCUGAUGAUGGCCGCCUCUGAGGGCCACAUAGAAACCGUGGAGUACCUGCUGGCUCAAGGUGCGUCCAUGCCCAUAACAGAUAAAGAAGGUCUUACUGCGCUAAGCUGGGCCUGUCUAAAGGGACAUUUGCCUGUGGUUCGCUGUCUGGUGGAAAGGGGUGCAGCCACUGAUCAUGCAGAUAAGAAUGGGCGCACGCCUCUUGACCUGGCUGCCUUUUAUGGAGACGCAGAUGUUGUGCAGUUUCUUGUUGAUCAAGGUGCUUUGAUUGAGCAUGUGGACUAUAGUGGGAUGCGUCCACUGGACCGGGCUGUGGGCUGCCGCAACACAUCAGUGGUGAUGGCUCUUCUCAAGAAAGGAGCUAAGAUUGGUCCGGCUACAUGGGCAAUGGCAACCUCAAAACCAGAUAUCAUGAUGAUCCUGCUGAGAAAACUAAUUGAAGAAGGGGAUGGUUUCUACAAGAAAGGCAAAGUGAAAGAAGCAGCACAACGUUAUCAGUAUGCUUUAAAGAAGUUUCCUCGUGAAGGCUUCAGUGAAGAUCUGAAGGCCUUUCGAGAGCUCAAAGUAUCUCUGUUUCUCAACUUAUCUCGUUGCCGCAGGAAAAUGAAUGACUUUGGAAUGGCAGAAGAGUUUGCUACCAAAGCUCUAGAGCUGAAACCCAAAUCCUAUGAGGCAUACUAUGCUAGAGCCCGAGCUAAACGCAGCAGCAGACAAUUUUCUGAAGCUCUAGAGGACCUCAGGGAAGCCAUAAAGCUGUGUCCCAACAAUCGUGAGAUUGUGCGUCUCUUGCAGCGUGUGGAGGAAGAAUGCAGGCGAGUCACCCAGACAGAGGAACCUGAACUUGAGCCCCCACCAUCCCCACCACCAUCCCCUUUACCUGUGGAGGAAGAAGAGGAGCCACCUCAUCAUACUCCACCCCCAGAACCACGACUGGAUGACAUGGAACCUGUGCAAGAUCUUUUUGAGGAUGAUGACUUUCUGGAACAGGAGCUGGAGGGCAUGUCUAUUGGCCUUCCUCCUGAACACAUCAAUCCAUCCAGCCUCCAAAUUGUCCACAGCCCACCUCUCUCUCCUGUUCCUCUAUCAGGAGGCCAAGCCUUUGAGUUCCACCCAAGCUCCUCUUCACUGUCAUCUCCAACUCGCCAAAGCUACCAAUCAACCUCACCUUGUGUCUCUCCCACACACCAGAAUUCCCAUUACCGCCAUAGUCCUCCACACACUUCUCCUGCCCAUCAAGCUUCCUACCGCUUCAGCCCUCCACCUAUGGGUAGUGGAAGUCAGGGGAUAGACUACCAGAGUCCCCCACCUUCCCCUCUUCGUCGCACAGCACCAUACAGAGCCAGCCCCCCCUUGGAGAGUGUGUGUCUCUACCGUUCCCAGUCAGGAUCUCCAGUCCGGUAUCAGCAGGAGCCUUUGCCCAGUCGCCCCAAAUCACCCCUAUCUAAGAUGAGCAGUCAACGCUCUUUUCAGCUCCAGUCACAGCCAUCCCAGUGCUCCCAAUCCUCCCAACACCACCAAGCCCAGGGCCUCCGACUGCAGCCUUCUGUGGCCCAGAUUGUACGCACCAACCAGCCAGGGAGUGGCAUCUAUAGCCAAUUGGCCCACCCACUCAGCAGCAGGUACCAGGGCAGCUCCAUUGACAUAGACCGGGAAAGAGAGCGGGAGGCCCGGCUGGUGUACCAGCCCUCCUUGGAUGGAAGGUCCAUCUCUCAGGUACAGUCCAGUCUGAGUGUGGGUGCUCUAUGUAAGCAUGGAGGGCGAGGUGGGCCUGGAGGAGUACUCGAAUCUGGAGUGGGGAAAGAUGAAGUGCCUCAGCGCCCUGCCUCAGCCUACCGCUCUGCAACCGGAGGUCCGGGAGGAAUGCGCUUUAGCCAGACACCUCAAAUUAGCCGCAGCCAAUCUGCAGCAUACUACCCCGUCUCAAAGCAUGAGCUGGAGAGAGCUGCUGCAGCAUCUUCCAUGUCUCCAUGCCAGCUAGGUUCACCGGAGAUCCCACAUCUGGUGCGUCGGCCCAUCAGUGCAAACACGGGCGAUCUGAAACCACACAUGUCCACCCCUAGACCCCUAAUCCACUCUCAGAGUGUGGGUCUGCGAUUUUCCCCCUCCAGCAGCAAUAUCUCCUCAGGCUCUGGUCCUAAUCUAGCUUCUGGCUUUAGGCCUUCCUCAUCCAUGGCCCAGAUGGAGAUCCCCCUACAGGUGGCAUAUGAACGCAGCUUUGAUGAGCCAUCCUCACUCUCGCCCUCACAGAGUGGCCUGUACCCCAGCGAGCCAGCCCGAUCUCGGACAACACCCUUUAUGGGCGUUAUUGACAAGACAGCACGGACUCAGCAGCAGUACUUGCACCAGCCUUCUCGCGCAUGGCCAGUCACAUCUUUGGACAAUGUCAUCACAAGCCCUACAUCACCAGGGAACCUGAUUCACCAGGCAUCUACAGCCUCCUCCUACAGCCCACCCACCUCAUUAGGAAACAUUGCCUAUUACAACAAGACCAACAAUGCCCAAAAUGGCCACAUGCUGGAGGAUGAGUACUAUAACCAGCCACAGCCCUCAUCCCUAGGCAAGCUGGCAAACGGAGGAGCCCGUGACAGGGACCUCCUGGAGCGGGUCAGUCAGGUGCCGACAUACCAGGAUGUGAAGGUGGCACGGACAAUGCCCGUGGCACAGGCGUACCAGGAAAACAUGUACCGCCAGCUCUCUCGUGAUGCCAGGCAAGGCCCCACCUCACCCAUUAAACCAAAGAGACCCUUUGUGGAAUCAAACGUGUAACAAGGCCAGUAGAGUGUAAUGGAUGUGUGAUAAGGAGUGAGUGUGUGUUUAAAUGUGGUGGUGGUCCAAUGUAUUAAAAUAACUAGAAAAUGUCAUUUUUUGAAACUCCACUAACCCAGGGAGGGUAAUGUUGAUAUAUUGAAACUCAAUGAAAGAAAUUGCUAAUGCCUGGAUCUGUGCCUGCUUCUGGUAUACUUGAGGCAUAAGCUUUAGUGCGAGAAGACCUGAGACACUUGGACUUAGAAUUCCAUGAAUAUGAUACUACUGAAUGUUCUUUAAAGCUCUGCACAUUAUGUGAAAGCACAUUUUGAACCUUCCCUGAAUUGAAGCAACAAACAUGAGUGCACACACGCAGCUUGAAGAACAGUGUGUGUCUUGCAGUUAUUAUCCCACAAGUGUGAGUGAGCAUCAUGAGCAAGAAUGUGUGAAUCACGGCCUGUUCAUGAAUUUAAAUGCUUAAAUCGUUUCCUCUCUUCAGUAGGCAAUUCCAAACAGGACUGCUAGGCCUUCCAGAGUAUAUAAUGUUGGAUUAUUCAAUGCUGUUUAAUAAAAAAUAAUAAAUAAAUAAAAAAAGCUGUAGUUACAGAAGGAACACAAAGGAAUAUUUAUACCCGAGUUCGAUAAUGUACAAAUCAAAGCAUAAACUUAGUUUCUGUGUUUGCUUUAUUUUAAGUUAUCUUUAUUUUUGUAUCUUUUUUGGCAGGAGAAAUGGUACAUAAUAUUUUCGAAAAUGCAGAUUCAAAGUCUAUGGAUUUAGAGACGGGAAUGUACAAACUUUCAGCACACUGUUGUUCAAAAGCUUACAAGAGUUAUAUCCUCAUUUUUACAAUAACCCCAUUUUCAUACUUAAGAAAUGGCUUUCUAGAAAAAAAAAACCUGGAUAGAGAAUACAUUAUAGCUGUAAUGCAGACUGAAUCAGAAGUGAUCAUGAGUUCAUUUUGUUUUUAGAGCAAUCACUGAAAAGGCUGAUGAACAGUCGUACAUCUUUUUUUAAUGAACUGAAACAUUUAUGUAAAUUGGAUCAUCAAAGUUUGUACAUGCUCUGCUCCAUAUAUAUAAAAAAGAUGUUUCAGGGGUGUUGAAUAAUUGAUGGU